Messenger RNA from Momordica charantia (bitter melon), 868 nucleotides. RefSeq lists its product as uncharacterized. Lineage: Eukaryota; Viridiplantae; Streptophyta; Magnoliopsida; Cucurbitales; Cucurbitaceae. The record is from RefSeq and is a predicted model, not a curated record.
AUUUCCCCCAAAAUUGUCUCACGUUCUUCUCCGCGUCUGAACUUCACAAAGAAAAAACCCUACGCCUCUCUCUCUCUUGUUUUAAUUGCCGCGCCAUUUCUUUUCUUUAUGGAGAAUCAAAAUACGAAGAAGCGGGAGCGAGUCGACUCGGACGCCGGUUCACCAGAGGUGAAGCGACUCAGAGACGACCUCCUUGGUUUCUUCGACGAGUCAGAUCCUGAGCCGGCGACUCAGGACCUCGACUCUUUGAUGAGGAGUUUCGAGGAAGAAAUCGCCACCGCCCCGUCUUCCACGGUGCCGGUGGUUGAUUUGACGUUGGAUCCCGGCGAGUCUCAGCCGGAGUUAGGUUAUCUUUUGGAAGCCUCCGACGACGAGCUUGGCCUGCCGCCUUCGUCUAGUUCUAUUACUUCAAAUAGCCAGGAGUUGGACGAACCGGCCGAGUUGGUUCGAUUAUCGACUGACUCGUCUGAAAUCGGCGAUUUAUGGAGGUUUGAGAAUCAGAUCCCGAACUAUGACGCUUUCGAACUGGAAGCCAGGGAUGUGUACAGCGGCGAUUCGGCCGAAGCCGAGUAUGUGGCUUUCGAUGGCCUCUUCGAGUACGCGAAUCUAUGUUUCGAUGCGUCGGAUAACUUGGACUUUCUUUGGCGGCAAGAAUCUCUGCCGGCGCAGUAGGUAGAAACGUCGCCGAUCUGUAAAUUUUCAUUUAGAUUUAUUGAAGAUGAAGAUGGAAGGAACUGUAGGACUAGACUGAUGCAGCGCCGCUGAUGAAUAUAGAAAUUGGUUCGUUUUUUUUUUCUUUUGAAUACACAGGACUGCAAUUACACAUAAUUUUAUACAGUGGAAUUAUGACUCGUCGCCAGAAUCUAAA